AUGGAGGAAGUGACACGCUCACAGUUGUCAGCAAGCGAGACCGAAAAGGGGGUCCAGACACCGCCAGAGGGGACAACUGAUGGUACUCACCUGUCGAAUAUCCACGAUGGCGCACCCCCUCCGAUGGAUGGCGGAAUGAACGCAUGGCUGUUCCUAGCUGCUUGUUUCGCUAUGGAGGCUCUCGUUUGGGGAUUCGCAUUCACAUACGGCGUGUUCCAAGCAUACUACAGCGAUAUACCCCAAUUCAAAGAUUCUGGGAAUAUCGCCGUCGUGGGAACUUGCGCUAUGGGAAUCAUGUAUCUCGACAUCCCCCUCGUUUUCGCCGCCUAUAGACAAUGGCCUAGAUAUCAACGCCUCGGCUGUGGUCUCGGUGUGUUGAUGAUGUGUGCCGCUCUCGGCCUCAGUUCCCUAGCCACAAACACCAACCACCUUAUCAUAACCCAAGGCAUCUUCUACGCCAUCGGAGGCAGCAUCGCCUACGCCCCCUGUAUCCUGCUGAUGGAAGAGUGGUUCGACCGACGAAAAGGCCUCGCCUUCGGCGUCAUGUGGGCCGGCACUGGACUCGGCGGCGCUGUCCUACCUAUCGUUAUUGAACAGUUGCUCGGCAAGUACGGGUUCCGUAUUACACUACGUGGCUUCGCAGUUGUGCUAUUCGUCCUGACCGGACCGCUGGUCUACUUCGUGAAGCCGCGCGUGCUAAUCCCCGCGAGUCGACCCAGUCCACCUCCCCCGAGCUUUCGGUUCUUGUUUACAUCCACGUUCGCUCUCUUCCAGUUCUGCAAUACCAUUGAGGCUCUUGGUUUCUUCUUGCCGUCGCUUUACCUCCCGACGUACGCCGGUAUGCUCGGAGCUUCGACGUCCCUCCAGGCUCUGACUGUUAUCCUCUUCAACUCAGCAUCGGUCGUCGGCUGCGUGCUUAUGGGCGCUAUUAUCGAUAAGUUCGACGUCACCAUUUGUAUCCUGGUCAACACCAUCGGAUCCACUCUUGCCGUCUUCCUCAUCUGGGGGUUCUCAAUGUCUCUGGCUCCACUCUUCAUUUUCUCCAUUGUAUAUGGCCUUUUCGCAGGCUCUUACACUAGUACCUGGCCCGGUAUCAUGCGUGAGGUGGUUAGCCAGAAGCCGUCGGCGGAAUCGAGCAUGGUCUUUGCGUCUCUUGCGGCUGGAAGGGGUAUUGGGAACUUGGUUUCCGGUCCCCUUAGUGAAGCGCUUGUCGAGGGCUUGCCGUGGGAGGGAAAUGUUGGAUGGGGAUAUGGUAGUGGAUAUGGAUCAUUGAUUGCUUUCACGGGUGUCACAGGUGUUGUGGGUGGUGGGAGCUACCUUGCAAGACGUAUGAAGUGGUUGUAA
Messenger RNA from Penicillium egyptiacum, 1344 nucleotides. Lineage: Eukaryota; Fungi; Ascomycota; Eurotiomycetes; Eurotiales; Aspergillaceae. The record is from the annotation of a GenBank genome assembly.